CCAGAACACAACACUUCACCUUUCAGAGUUUGAAGUAUCGGUCGACAGUUGUCAUUGAAACACCAUACAGUAUCCUCAACCAACAAGAUUCCAACUUUGAUUCCCAAUCCACAAUUCCAACAACACCCAGAAACGUUUUCAGCUCACUCUCGAAAUUCACACUCACCCACCUCAAAAUUUUUGGUUUUCAUUUUAUUUCCUUCCAAGCCAUGAAUUUCAGGAGCCUGGAAGAUUUCUGGGCCUUUUACAUGAACCAACACUCCAAGGCUUCCACAAGGCGCUGGCACUUCGCGGGAACACUCUUCAGCAUUCUCUUAUUCUUCUGCUCUCUCUUGUUCAGUUGGUGGUUCUUGCUCCUUGUCCCUUUCUCUGGGUAUGGAUGUGCCUUUUAUAGCCACUUGUUUGUAGAGAGGAAUUUCCCUGAGGAUUUGAGACACCCCUUUUGGUCCCUCUUGUGUGACUUCAAGAUGUUCGGGUUCAUGCUUACUGGCAACAUGGAUAGGGAGAUCAAAAGGCUCGGGAAGAGACCUGUGCUGCAAGUGUUUUGAUUUUUGUGUUAGCUUUUGAUUAUUAUUAUUAUUUUGAAUAAAUACUGAAAGUGGAUUUUUUAAUUUAUUUUUUUAGAAUAAAGUUUUAUAAUUGUUUAAUAAGUUAUUUGGGUAUGUGUGGAUGAUUUUGCCUUAUGUUGUGGCUGAAUGAACCAAAUAUGUGUGUGAUGCUGCAACUUGAUGGAGUGUGGCGUGAGUGAUUUUGGUGAGACAUUAUAGCUGAAUAGGUCAGUGAAGCUAAAGGGAAUUGUGUGAAUGUGGUUUAAUUUGUGUGCUGCUGCAUAUAGAUGUUGAAGAUGUGUUGAUAGUGCCAACAAUCUCUGAAGAGCAAAAACAAUGAAAAUUAUUGAGAACAAUAUACGAAAGGUCAAAUGGAUAAAAGUAUCGUAGUGGAAUUGUUGCAUAAGGUUUUAAAUUGCAGUCCUAGUUGUGGUUUCUGUCGUGAUCCUUGAUAUUGCAGCAAAUUACAACAAAUUUGGCUGAUGUGGCUGCAAUUGCAGUAGCGAUAUGGUUGCAGAGACUUUAAACCUCUUGAUGUUGUGGCCGCAAUUGCAGUUGUAGACUGUUUCUAAAAGUUUUUCAAAUUGGAAUUUGUGAGGGGAAAAAUCUAUAGCCCUGCAAUGUUACAUUCUUUGGUUAAAGAAUUUGAGCUAGCUAGUUCCAUUUCAUAGCAGUGAUCAUAACAGCCUUGGAAAUAUUUCUCAAAAGAUUAUGUGAAGGGAUAUUGCAUAGCAGUUUUGGACAAAAUUGAUGUCCAAAAUCUGUGGAGGAUCAACUUGAUGUCCUUUGUAUAUUCAGUGAACUAAUUUGUGUGCUGUUAGGAUAUUAGGAGAAGGGAAAGUUAGUUAACAUAGUUAGACUAUUAAUAAGUUAGUUAGUUAGUUAGUUAGUUAUAGGGGUUUAUUAGAUAUAAAUAGGGGAAGAAGGAUGGGGGAGAUUUGGAUUUGGAUCAUUUGUAAUUGAGCAUUAGCUCUUAGUGAAAGGAGAAAUCCUUUGUGAAGGGGAAAUCCUUGGAGGAGAGUUUUCUCUCCUAUGUUUUGUAUUUUUCUUACUAUUCAAUAAAAACUCUUUUCUUUCCCAUUCUGAUUCUUGAUAAGCCUUUUUAAUUUCAUCUAGAACUUUAUUUACUUGUUUGACCCUAGAGAUUCAGAAAGGAUUGUAGCUUGCACCUUGAACUUUAUUUGGAUGAUUUUGCACAUGUCUGGGUGCAUUUCCUUGAUUUUAAUGUAUACCUUUCUUAUACCAAAGAAAUUUAAAGUUUCUCUUCCUGGUAUGAUUUCAUUAUUUGACCUGUCCUUGAAAGACUUGAUAAAUCUCUCAAUUUAAAUCAUCAACCAGAAGACUAAAUACUUAUUUUAUUAUAUUGUGUUUGGAAUGUAGUUUGGGCAAAAUCUGGUCUCUUGAAGCUUUUGUCCAAACCAUUGUUUUGUUGGAGACUUGGAGGUUUUGAGCUGAAAUCCAAACAUGAUAAUGUCUAGCUGAAUAAAGCAACCAUUAUAGCUGCAAAAUUUCCAGAACAUCUAUAAAGAAGAUUUGUUUGCCUUUAGCAUGGUUUUACGGCCUCAUUUUGGGGUUCUUCAAGCAGAAUUUUCCUGACAGAUAAGUAGAGGGAUGAGAGAUACUCUAUUUGUUUUCAAUUUUAUUUCUUCACGAGGAUCUUAUCCUGCAUUUAUUCUAUGUAGUCUCUCUUUUACAACUAACUUUUUUUUUCUAUUAAAAGAAUCUGUAAAAUAUAAAUAGUUGGAUCUUCUGCUGAAACAGGACCAUUGAUUUGAUAUUCUUCAAUGUCAAUGUUCCCUAAAUGAAUCUUUUGGAACUACUGAGUGCUACUAAUUGUUCAGUUUCACCAUUUCUCAAGUUUGAGGUCUACCUUGGCUAAGCAUUCUAAAUAUUUACAUGAAUUUAAUGUUGCCUCAAUGUGGCAGCAAAUAUUUCAUUUCUUUAUGCUUUCAUUUCGUUUCUCUUUUCUUCUGUUUCAAAAUUCCUAGUCUGUGUGUAGGCAGUGUCUCUAGAUGAAUUUGCUGUCUCUAGUGCAAUAUAUAAGUUUUCUGCCUAAACUUCUGAGCUUCUACAGGAUACAAUUCAUUCAAAGUCUUCAACGGGGAAGAUGGCAUUUUGUGAUUAGCUACCAAUUUCUGAAAAGAAGGCCCUUUGAUGUUCAAAAAUCAUAGUAGGAAGUGUACAAGAUACCUGUCAAGUGAACUUAUCAAAUACCGCAUUUAACUAGACAUAUGUGGUACCUGUUGAAACAUUAGUUGUUACCUGCUAGCAAUUGUUGCGUGCGAUUCGAUAAAAGCUUUAUAUUCUCA
This is a messenger RNA of Glycine soja, 2857 nucleotides long. RefSeq lists its product as uncharacterized. Lineage: Eukaryota; Viridiplantae; Streptophyta; Magnoliopsida; Fabales; Fabaceae. The transcript has a single exon. The record is from RefSeq and is a predicted model, not a curated record. Bases 210 to 548 code for a protein of 112 amino acids.